AUGGGUCGUCGGUCGUCGAUCUCUCGAUCUCCAUCACGGUCUAGACCGCGAUCGUCACGCGCAAGGCGGCGUGAUUCUUUCUCGUCGAGAUCCUCUAGCGGCUCGCCAUCACGAAGCGAUAAGAGUAGGAAGUCGCAGCUGAAAGACCAGAUCAAGGAUAAGACAACCACUACAAGCGGCCUCAAGACAUCCUUGGUCUUCUUAGGCUCGGUGGCAGCUGCAACGUAUGCUGCCCAUAAGUACUGGCCCAAGGGUGUAACGUACGGCGACAAGGAAGACUGGGAGCUAGAAAAGGAAAUCAAGAAGGAAAAGGCCAAGAAAAAUAUGGAGCGCCAUGGGAACGGCGACUAUUAUGAUGGCCCAUCGCGCAGGGCGGAUGAUCGACUACCGCUACCACCUCCCAACACUCGGCGCAGGGACCGCGAUUACGAACGACCACGCAGUACUCACGGGGUUCUGGGGAUUGAGGGCCCGCCGCCUAGAAGACGUGGCACUCCUGAACUUGACGAAAUCAUAUACGUGCGGCGUCCAAGUGCCAACCGGAGCCAGGCUGAGAGGCUAAGCACCAUGAGUCAGGUCAGCGGGAGCCGGACAGGAGAUGUGAGGCGUGCGCAAUAUGUCGAGGACAAUCGUACAGUCCAUGCUGACAGGCGGUCACAUGCUACAUCCCAUGAUGAGAGAGAUUUCGAUUACCAGAAUGCCCAACGUUAUGUCGCCACGGAUCCACGGCCCAGGAGGUAUUCGUUUGAUGAGCCCUCUGAUCCUCGGCGCAGCGAUCGGAUUAUAUACACAGGUCGGAAUGACAACUAUCGAUGA
Pestalotiopsis fici W106-1 is the source of this 816-nucleotide messenger RNA. RefSeq lists its product as uncharacterized. NCBI's taxonomy places the organism in Eukaryota, Fungi, Ascomycota, Sordariomycetes, Amphisphaeriales, Sporocadaceae. Bases 1 to 816 code for a protein of 271 amino acids. The transcript has a single exon. The record is from RefSeq and is a predicted model, not a curated record.